AUGAAUUGGCGAGACUCGGAAGGGCCUCCUUCGAAGAGAAGGAGAUUCUUUUCAGACCCGGAAGACGAAAAUGGCAGCAUUCCGUCGACAACGGCCGCGCCCACCACAAGAUCGCCGCUAGAACCCCGAGGCGAUGUCACGAACCGAGGAGCAGGAGUAGGCAUAGCGGAUACGCCUUCUGCCGCCGCCGCAGCUGUACCAACGUCAAAGACACCGGUAUUCGACCAAGCGACGUUCGAAGCAUUCAUUGGUGACAAGGUGCCCGAAGAAAUCCUUGCGAUUCUACGAGAAAAAUGCGGUACCAAUCUCGAGGCUGCUGUCAAUAUGUACUUCGAUGGAACGUGGAAAAAGUACAAAAAGACUGCGAACGCGUCUGCAACACAGUCUACACUGGACCGAAUUGGCGGCUCCCGCUCGUCUUCCAGCACCACAACUCAAGUUCAAGUGCCGAUCGUCCCUAGCCCAACCCAAGUCCUGCAAGCCAUGCCCGAAUCGCAAUACAUUGGUGCGUUUGGUGCAGAGGGCUGGGCGACUAGAAGUGGAACAAAUCUCCUGAAACAUGGGGAUCUUGUCAGGCUUGAACGCCAGAAAUUACAAAACCAACGCUUGGGCUCUGGAAAACUACGUGUGGAUGUCAUUGUGCGGUUUACAGACUCGAAAGGCCUCGAAAUAGGCCGACUUGCCAAAGAAGCCGCAAAUUGGAUUUCCGCACUCAUAGAUCAGAACGUAUGCAGAUUUGAGGGCACUUGUGUCUACGCCCCCGAAAGGCUACGGACCAACGAUACAGUCUUCUUGCAGCUGCGUUGCUUUAUCAAAACGGCUGUUUUCGAGUCAAGGCGACCCGCAACUGCAGACAACCGAAGUACAGGUCUCUUCGAGGUUGCGGAGACCGUCGAGGAGCGAGACCUUCGACUACGACAGAUCGCGCUGGUCAAACUCUUUCAAGAGAUCAACCUCGAGCCGAGCAGAGCUGCUGCCAAGCACAACCGGCAAGGUCUAUUGACUGCUGCUGAGACAGCCGAGGAAAGGGAGAAACAGGCGGCCAAGACCCAGAAAACCAACGGCGACCCUGCAUCAUCGCCGCCAUCUGAUGAAGCUGAAGAUGGUGCCGAACUUGAGCAGGAUCAGCUAGACGCACUAUACAAAAAAGCCCAGUCGUUUGACUUCAGUACUCCCGAGGCUGAGCCACCAGACACGUUUGCAAUGACAUUGCGCCCUUACCAAAAACAGUCUUUGCAUUGGAUGUUGUCCAAGGAGAAGGACCUCAAGAAUGAGUCGAGAGAAGCGUCCAUGCAUCCACUUUGGGAGGAGUACAGAUGGCCAGCCAAGGACGUGGACGACAAGGACGUCCCUCAGAUCAAGGAUCACCCUGCCUUUUACGUCAACCCUUACUCUGGAGAAAUGUCACUAGAGUUUCCAGUGCAAGAACAACACUGUCUUGGUGGCAUCCUGGCUGACGAAAUGGGUCUGGGCAAAACAAUCCAGAUGCUCAGCCUUAUACAUUCACACAAGUAUGAGAGGCAACCAGGUGAAUCUGUUACACAAAGUAUCGACGGGCCUGCUGAGUUGAUGUCAAGGUCAAACGGUCCUCUCCAAAACAGCAAGACAACACUUGUGAUCGCCCCAAUGUCUCUCCUUGCGCAGUGGCAGAGCGAAGCCGAAAACGCUUCCAAAGAGGGUACCUUGAAAUCCAUAGUGUACUACGGAACCGAAAAGAGUACCAACUUGCAAUCGCUUUGUACCAGUACUGCUGCCCCCGAUGUCAUCGUGACAAGCUAUGGCGUGGUCUUGUCUGAAUACAAUCAAUAUAGCGGGAAGAACGGCAACGCAAAUCCUCACAACGGCCUCUUCUCCUUCAAAUUCUUUCGUGUCAUUUUGGACGAGGGCCACAACAUCAAGAAUCGCCAGGCAAAGACAUCUAGGGCAUGUUACGCGCUUUUGGCUGAGCAUCGUUGGGUGCUGACUGGAACGCCCAUCGUGAAUCGUCUCGAGGACCUGUUCAGUCUCGUGAGAUUUCUCAAAGUGGAGCCAUGGAAUAACUUUUCCUUCUGGAGAACGUUCAUCACCGUCCCGUUCGAGUCAAAGGACUUUAUGCGUGCACUAGAUGUCGUACAAACUGUCCUGGAGCCGUUGGUGAUGAGAAGAACCAAGGAUAUGAAGACACCAGACGGCCAACCACUCGUGCCUCUGCCCCCAAAGACGGUCGAACUAGUCAGCAUUGAGCUCUCCAAGCAGGAGCGGGACGUGUAUGAACAUAUCUUUAACCGUGCCAAACGGACAUUUUCUGCCAACGUGGAAAAAGGUACUGUGAUGAAAGCCUACACCACCAUCUUUGCCCAGAUUUUGCGACUACGCCAGUCCUGCUGUCACCCUAUUCUUGUACGCAACCAAGAGGUCGUCGCUGAUGAAGACAUGGCCGGCGCCGAAGCCGACGCUGCUGCGGGUCUCGCGGACGACAUGGACCUUGAUACUUUGAUGGAAUCUUUCAAGGCAACUAUUGGCGACGAAAAGAAUGCCAAUGCCUAUGGUGCCCAUGUUUUGGAGCAAAUUCGGAACGAGGCUGCUCAUGAGUGUCCAAUCUGCUCCGAGGAACCCAUGAUCGAACACACCGUCACAGGGUGUUGGCACUCGGCAUGCAAGAAAUGCUUGCUAGACUAUAUCAAGCACCAUACCGACAAGGGUGACCUUCCGCGAUGCUUCAACUGUCGCGAGCCGAUCAAUAAUCGCGAUUUGUUCCAGGUAAUUCGUCACGAUGACGACCCCGAUACCCGAUCAUCUACCCCAAAGGUCAGUCUGCAACGGCUUGGUGUCAAUGAGUCAUCGUCCAAGGUCGUUUCUUUGAUCAAGCAUUUGAGAGAACUACGGAAAGAACACCCAUAUAUGAAGUCGGUAGUGUUUAGUCAGUUCACCUCAUUCAUGACUCUCAUGGAGCCUGCUUUGACAAGGGCAAACAUGAGAUUUCUGCGUCUUGAUGGAUCCAUGUCCCAAAAGGCACGUGCCGCAGUUCUUGAAGAGUUUCGCAACUCUGACCGAUUCACCAUUUUCCUGAUCAGUCUCAAGUCUGGUGGCGUGGGCCUCAAUCUGACGCAGGCCAAGCGGGUUUUCAUGAUGGAUCCGUGGUGGAGUUUUGCUGUAGAGGCGCAGGCCAUUGACCGUGUGCACCGCAUGGGCCAAGACGAUGAGGUCAAGGUGUAUCGCUUCAUUAUCAAAGACAGCGUGGAAGAGAGGAUGCUGAAGAUUCAAGACCGAAAGAAGUUCAUCGCCACAUCGCUUGGCAUGAUGUCUGACGAGGAGAAGCGUCUCCAGCGGAUUGAGGAUAUUAAGGACCUGCUCAGUUAA
Messenger RNA from Pestalotiopsis fici W106-1, 3339 nucleotides. Its product is annotated as DNA repair protein rad-5. Bases 1 to 3339 code for a protein of 1112 amino acids. Lineage: Eukaryota; Fungi; Ascomycota; Sordariomycetes; Amphisphaeriales; Sporocadaceae. The transcript is spliced from 2 exons. Gene Ontology annotation, molecular function: nucleic acid binding; ATP-dependent chromatin remodeler activity; ATP binding. The record is from RefSeq and is a predicted model, not a curated record.